AUGAGGCCAUCAAUUGUUUCUUUAAGCUCUAAAAUGGGUUUGACCCCAAGGCCAAAAACCGCACAAGUAUUUAGACAACGAAUUGUCUUGGCGAAUGGAGCAUCGUACACGAUUAACACAACCUUACCUCGUCCUUAUAUGGUAUCAAUUAAGGACAUUACAAACAUGCCUCUAAACAACCCAGACUCGUAUGCAUUGUCCUCAAUCAGUGGUCAAGAAACCCGCAGGUCCAAGUUUGAACAGCGCUAUGAAGGGCUUUAG
Schizosaccharomyces osmophilus is the source of this 261-nucleotide messenger RNA. RefSeq names its product mitochondrial ribosomal protein subunit L31 (gene tam9). NCBI's taxonomy places the organism in Eukaryota, Fungi, Ascomycota, Schizosaccharomycetes, Schizosaccharomycetales, Schizosaccharomycetaceae. Bases 1 to 261 code for a protein of 86 amino acids. Gene Ontology annotation, biological process: mitochondrial translation. Gene Ontology annotation, molecular function: structural constituent of ribosome. Gene Ontology annotation, cellular component: mitochondrial large ribosomal subunit. The transcript has a single exon. The record is from RefSeq and is a predicted model, not a curated record.